UUUUGCUGUAUCUUGGCUCAGAUGUUGGUGCUCAGCACUGGUUAGUUGGUCCAGAUGUCGGAGGACCAGAGGCACCAGCGACCUGAAGCCUCCCAGCGGGGGGACGGAGGGCUGGAGGCCGGAGAGGGCGACACGGAGCCCAGCAUGCUACUGCAGAAACUCAAGAGCAACAUCUCGAAGAACACUCAGACCAAAGUGGACCAGAUCCUGCAAGACGUCCAGCGUUUCACUGACAACGACAAGCUGUACCUGUACCUGCAGCUGCCCUCAGGACCCAGCUCAGGAGACAAGAGCGGUGGUGACUCGAGUUCAUUCAACACAGCCGACCAGCUUCACACCUGUAACUGGAUCCGCAGUCACCUGGAGGAGCAUUCAGACACCUGCCUGCCCAAACAGGAUGUCUACGAGACAUACAAGCGCUACUGUGAGAACCUGCAGCAUCGCCCCCUGAGUGCUGCUAACUUUGGGAAGAUCAUCAGAGACAUUUUUCCCAACAUUAAGGCUCGACGUCUCGGCGGCAGAGGACAGUCCAAGUACUGUUACAGCGGCAUCAGGAGGAAGACUGUGCUCAACAUGCCACUGCUGCCCAACCUGGACCUGAAGAACGACCCGGCUGAGCUGACCGAGCUCGUCCAGACGUACAAACAGGAAGUGACCGAGGCGGCCUGCGAGCUCAUCUGUGAUUGGGCGCAGAAGAUCCUGAAGCGCUCGUUCGACACGGUGGUGGAGAUCGCUCGCUACCUGAUCCAGGAGCACAUCGUCAACCCUCGCUGCAGCCAAGCCGAGCUCGUCAGCUCUGCCGCACUCGCAGGAGGUCCGGCCAAACCGCACAAGGUGAUCAAGAAGACUCCGGUCAUCUCUAAAGCCGAGAGCGACGCUGCUGAUCAGAAGAGGGAAACAGCUGAUUCGUCGUCUCUGAAGCCGGCUGGAGACAAAUCAUCAUCAUCGUCGUCCAAACCUUCAUCUCUGGACGCCCCUCCUCCCUCGUCCUCGUCUCUGCGUCCUGCUGUGGAGGCCUUCAUGAAGCAGUUACCAAGAAUCCUCCCUCGCAGCUCCCUCCCUGAUAAGACGCUCUCGGUCCGCUCCUCGCCCCCCUCGCUGGCCCCCAAAGACGCCUCGGGUGUCGGGGGGGCGUCGGGUCCCGGAGGGCCGGCCGCCGCCGCCGCCGCCAGCGGUGGUGGGAUGAAGGUCAUCGCCAUGGCAACACUACCGCAGCAGCAGGGCGGGCCGUUGCCGGUGGUGAUCCUGCCGCAGGGCUGUCUGUACGACCGGGACAUGGUGGCUCCGCCCCCGCAGCCCCCCCCCCAGCAGCACGCCCCGGCCGCGCCCACGUCCGUGGUCCAGAAAGCUCGAGGGGGGGCCGUCAAGCGCCCGUUGGAGGGCGGUUCGUCCGGUGGGCCCGGCGUGCCCGGCAGCUCUGCCGCCAGCGCUCCUCCCGUCAAACGGAAACGCGGUCGGCCGAGAAAACCUCGACCGGAAGACGCUCCGCCCGCUGCUCCUUCUGCUCCUCCUCAGCCUCCGCCUCCUCCCCCCCCGCCCUCCAUCAUCACCUCCCCGACCGGCGGCGUCAUCCAGAAAGCCUCCUCCUCUUCGGCGGCGCCGGCGGCACCACCGAUGCUGGUGAUCCAGGAGCCUCCUCUGGUCCUCAGUCAGCUGCCGGCGGUGUCGGAGGCUCACCGGCUGGUGGAGCACCGCGGCGUGGUGGUGCAGUGUCAGACCGGCACCGCGGCCGAGCCCGACCGCCACGGCCGGCCGCUGCUCCUCUUCCAGAGCCCGGGGAGCAGCUGGGAGCUGGCGGCGGGGAGGACGCAGAUGGUGGAGGUGAUCCAGAAAGCUCCGAGACCGAGCAACAACAGCGCUCCUCUCCAGCCUCCUCUGCCCACGCUGCACGAGGAGCAGGCGGAGGUGGAGAUCACGCUCACGCCGCUGGACGUCAGCCCGCAGCCUUCCUCCUCCACCUCUGCUCCUCCUCUCGGAGAGGAGCAGUCAGCUGACAGCAGCACCUCCUCACAGAGGGAGGGACACUAG
Messenger RNA from Scomber japonicus (chub mackerel), 2028 nucleotides. It is a transcript of the gene rfx5, whose product is annotated as regulatory factor X, 5. Gene Ontology annotation, molecular function: DNA-binding transcription factor activity, RNA polymerase II-specific; RNA polymerase II cis-regulatory region sequence-specific DNA binding. The transcript has 11 exons. Gene Ontology annotation, biological process: regulation of transcription by RNA polymerase II. Lineage: Eukaryota; Metazoa; Chordata; Actinopteri; Scombriformes; Scombridae. Bases 55 to 2028 code for a protein of 657 amino acids. The record is from RefSeq and is a predicted model, not a curated record.